Molecule: messenger RNA, 1494 nt
Organism: Melopsittacus undulatus (budgerigar)
Lineage: Eukaryota; Metazoa; Chordata; Aves; Psittaciformes; Psittaculidae
Product: leucine-rich glioma-inactivated protein 1-like
Exons: 9
Coding region: 1-1494 (497 amino acids)
Biological process (GO): neuron maturation; myelination in peripheral nervous system
Molecular function (GO): protein binding
Source: RefSeq, a predicted model, not a curated record
AUGGGGCCUAUGGGGUUGAUCAGUACCGGGCGCUUGGGGACCAUUGGGGACGGAGCAUUCUCUGGCCUGAUGCUGCUGGAGUACCUGUUCAUUGAGGACAAUGAUUUGGGCUCCAUUGCCCCAACAGCUCUGAGGGGUCUGCGGGGGCUGCUCUACCUGAGUCUGGCCAACAACCACCUGCAGACGCUGCCCAAGGGUCUGUUCCAGGGCCUGGAGACCCUGAACCAACUGGACCUCCGGGGGAACCCGUUCCAGUGCUCGUGCCCCAUACGUUGGCUGCUGACCUGGUUGGACAGAGCCUCUGUCCCCACUGAACUUGGGGUCUGUCAGAGUCCCCCCCAGCUCCGGGGGACACCUGUGGGGCAGCUGCAGCCCCGAGACUUCCAGUGCCUCAGGACAGAGCUUCGCCCCUUCCAGUCUCUGCCCUUCUCGUCGCUGUCAGCUGAGCCCUUCGCACUUGGGGGGCAGGGGGGGGUGGUCCUGGCCCAGCCCCAUAGCGGAGCCUGUGCCCUCCUGGAGUGGGACCAGCUGGAGGGCAGGUUCCGGGCGCCCGCGGUCAUCAAUGGCACGUCCCCCAUCGCCUGCCACCCCAUCCCCCUCUCGGGCUCCCUCCUCCUCAUCAUGGCCCAGCUCAGCCCCCCAAGUUCCUCCGUCUGGCUCCGCUCUGGGGGUCCCGGUUGCACCUCCCCCAUCGCCUGCCACCCCAUCCCCCUCUCUGGCUCCCUCCUCCUCAUCAUGGCCCAGCUCAGCCCCCCAAGUUCCUCCGUCUGGCUCCGCUCUGGGGGUCCCGGUUCCCCAUUCACCCUCAUACAGACAUUGGGGUCCGGCCUCCUCCGCCGGCCCCAUAGCGUCAGCAGCGCCCGCCUGGGCCCCCAUUGGUACUUGGGGGUCACCGACAGCUCCAAGGGGGGCACGAGCGCCAUAUACCGAUGGGGCGGACGUGGGUUCUACCGGCACCAGUCAUUGAGGCCUUGGCACCGGGAUACCCAUAUGGAGUUCCUGGAGCUGGGGGGCAGCCCGGCCCUGGUGCUGUGCAGUGGGGCACGGAGGCCGCUGGUGUAUAGGUGGAGUGGGGCUGGGUUCGUGCCCCAUACGGAUAUACCACAUGUGCCGGAUGUGUAUGCGGCAAAGCACUUCAGGAUGAGGGGGAAUGUGUUCCUGUGCUUGAGUAGGUUCCUGGGGGAUGCUAAGGUGAUGCGCUGGGAGGGCUCCAUGUUCCGUGAGGUCCAACACGUCCCUGCUCGUGGCUCUUUGGUCUUCCAGCCCCUGUCCAUUGGUGGCCACCGUUAUGUCCUAUUGGGCAACGACUAUGCCCCGAGCCGGGUCUAUCGCCUGGGGCCUGGGGGGCAGCUGGAGCCCAUGCAGGAGCUCCUGGCCCCAUCGCCGCGCUCCUUCGCCCCCAUAUCUAUGGGGCACAGGCACUUCCUGGUGGCCUCCAGCUUCAAGGGGGCCACGCAGAUCUAUAGGCAGGUUACUAUUGAUAUGGGGGCGUGA